AAACACCAUCCCCAACUCAUGGCACUGACGAAGUACUUCUGGGCAAACUCAAAUCCUCUGUCAAGUAACAGGAAGUGAGAAGGGGGAAAUGUCACCUCUCUGACGGAUCACCAAAAGCAAAACGGAGUGACUUCUCAUUGUUUUAUAGACUGCAAAAAGAGAACAUCUCAGAAGAGAGCCUCUUCCUGAAAUCAAAGGAUUUAAAGAAAAAGUGAAUUUUUCUUCAGCAAGUUGUGAAACUAUAUCCACAAUCUUUGAAGCCCGGAAACACUAUCCAAACUCUGGUCAGUGUGUUUUCUCACUGGAGAAUCCUCUACGUGUGGCAAUUGGAUUAUCAUCAGCCCUGCCUGUUUUGUACCUGGAAAGUGCCCUGGUCUUACUUGGCUCCAAAUUGUUGGCUUUCACUUUUGACCCCAAGCAUCUGAAGCCAUGGGCCACACACAGAGGCAGGGAACACCACCAUCCAAGGGUCCAUACCUCAUGUUCUUUCAUCUGUUGGUGCUGUUUGUUCUUUUUCACAUCUGUCAAGGUAUUAUCCAGGUGACCAAGGGAGUAAAAGAAGUGGCAACACUGUCCUGUGGUCACAAUGUUUCUGUUGGAGAGCUGGCACAAACUCGCAUCUACUGGCAAAAGGAGAAGAAAAUGGUGCUGACUAUGAUGUCUGGGGACAUGAAUAUAUGGCCCAAGUACAAGAACCGGACCAUCUUUGAUAUCACUAAUAACCUAUCCAUUGUGAUCCUGGCUCUGCGCCCAUCUGAUGAGGGCACAUACGAGUGUGUUGUUCUGAAGUAUGAAAAAGAUGCUUUCAAGCGGGAACACCUGGCUGAAGUGAUGCUAUCGGUCAAAGCUGACUUCCCUACACCCAGUAUAACUGACUUUGAAAUCCCAACUUCUUCUGACAUUAGAAGGCUAAUUUGCUCAACCUCUGGAGGUUUUCCAGAGCCUCACCUCUCCUGGUUGGAAAAUGGAGAAGAAUUAAAUGCCAUCAACACAUCAGUUUCCCAAGACCCUGAAACUGAGCUCUAUACUAUUAGCAGCAAACUGGAUUUCAAUAUGACAACCAACCACAGCUUCAUGUGUCUCAUUAAGUAUGGACAUUUAAAAGUGAAUCAGACCUUCAACUGGAGAACACCCAAGCAAGAGCAUUUUCCUGAUACCUCGCUCCUAUCCUGGGUCACUACGCUCAUUAUGCUACUCUUAGUAAUCGGAAUUUUUGUGCUUUGCCGCCUGACCUACCGCUUUGCCCCAAGAUGCAGAGAGAGAAGGAGGAAUGAGAGAUUGAGAAGGGAAAGCGUACGCCCUAUAUAACAGGAUCCGCAGAAGCAAGAGGUUGAAAAAAACAUCUGAAGGUCCCACCUUCACUUGCAAUUGACCUCUUCUGGGAACUUCUUCAGAGGGACAGGAUUACCCCACCUUGACCUUUGUGUAUCUGUUCUUAGGUGCUUCUUCACUUCAGUUGCUUUGCAGGAAGUGUCUAGAGGAAUACGGUGGGCAAAGAAGUUGCUCUGCUGACCUGGAUAAAGGGGUUUUGAAAUGUGGAAUUCUUGAGUUCUGAAAGGGACUUUAGAGAAUACCAGUGUCAUUAAUGACAAAGGCACUGAGGCCCAGGACAACCACAAUUAUAAAGGCCAGUGCCAGAACCCAGAUUUCCUAACUCUGGUGCUCUUUCCCUUCAUCAGUUUGACUCUGGCCUGUUAGCUGGUGUAUACAUAUACAUGUCAGGCAAAAUGCUGCUGGAAGUAGAAUUUGUCCAGUAUCAGGUCAGCUUCAGAGACUUGAUCUGAUUUCAUGUUGUGGUUUACAAAAGUCCAAUAUCAUGUAUAGGUAGUAUGGCAUGAACAUCUUUAGGAUAAUGGAAAUAUUACUGGUGUUUAGCCAGUAUUCCAUUUUUCAUUGUGUUCUCUAUUGUUGCUUUCUCACUCCCCCAUGAGGUACAAAGAAAGUAGAACUAUCCAAAACUAAUCUCCUCUGAUAUUUAACAUGAAUGAUUUAUGUACCUCAAAGCAGCAGUCAAGGAGGAAAGGGAUGGUCCAAAGACUUACAAUCAAUUGGUUCAUAUUGGACUGAUAAUCUCUUUAAAUGGCUUUAUGCUAGUUUGACCUCAUUUGUAAAAUAUUUAUGAGAAAGUCCUCAUUUAAAAUGAGUUAUUUACUGUGUAUGCACUAAACAGUAAGGUAUUUUCCAAUGUCUAAAGUGGUAGCUUUUCACAGAGCCUUCUUAGAUCCCUAAGACGGCUUUUCCUUGGUAUUUCUGGGUCUUUCUGACAUCAGCGGAGAACUGGAAAGACAUACUGUCAGGCCUCCAUGUGGAAGCCUGGACCCAGAAAGUCUGAAGACCAGCCUGCCUCAGCUGAUCAUUCCCCACCCCACAACCCUCACCUACAUAAUACCCCUGCCCCCUCCCCAAAAGAUCUGCCCCAACCUAUAAAACCAACUCCUAUCCCACUGCCCUUCACUGACGCCCUUUUCAGCCUCAGCCCACUUGCACCCGGGGGAAUAAACAGCCAUGUUGCUCACACAAAGCCUGUAUGGGGGAUCUCUUCAUUCAAAGUGCGUGUUUUAACACA
Messenger RNA from Cebus imitator (Panamanian white-faced capuchin), 2566 nucleotides. RefSeq names its product CD80 molecule (gene CD80). The transcript has 7 exons. Lineage: Eukaryota; Metazoa; Chordata; Mammalia; Primates; Cebidae. Gene Ontology annotation, cellular component: external side of plasma membrane. The coding region runs from base 430 to 1308 and encodes 292 amino acids. Gene Ontology annotation, biological process: T cell costimulation; immune response; cell surface receptor signaling pathway. The record is from RefSeq and is a predicted model, not a curated record. Gene Ontology annotation, molecular function: coreceptor activity.